CUGCGUUUGUCGCGUCGCGCAUGUGCGAAAAACCGGGCCAAAUUUGGCUACACUGUUGUGAGUAGUGGUCAAAAUCGUGGAUACCGUUGUUGUGUUCGUGUGAUGUGCAUUUCGAAGUACUUCCUGCCAUUAUUUACAUCAUUAUUUUAAAUUCAUCUUUGCAAUGGCAUCUCCUGAGUCGAAAUCACCCGAACAAUCUGAAAAGAAUCGGAAAUAUGAUAGACAAUUGAGAUUAUGGGGUGAUCAUGGUCAAGCAACCUUAGAAGUUGCUCAUGUUUGUGUCAUAAAUGCUACCGGACUUGGCACAGAGAUAUUGAAAUCGCUAGUACUCCCAGGUAUUGGAGCAUUCACUAUAGUUGAUGGCAAAAAGAUUACCGAUGAAGAUAUUGGAGCUAACUUUUUUCUAGAAGCAGAUAGUAUUGGAAAAUCUAGAGCACAAAUAGCCACUCAAAUGCUUUUGGAGUUGAAUCCAGAUGUAACGGGUGAUUAUAUUGAUGAAGAACCUGAACAAAUUUUAUCUAACAGUCCAGAUUUUUUUAAUAACUUUACUGUAGUUGUAGCAACUGCAUUGACCGAAAAAACAUUGGUUCUUCUGUCAAAAAGACUCUGGGAACUGAAUAUUCCUCUAAUAGUGUGUAAGAGUAUAGGCUUUAUUGCAUAUAUGCGGGUUCAAGUGAAGGAGCAUACAGUUAUAGAAACACAUCCAGACAAUGAAACACUAGACCUGCGUCUAGAUAGACCAUUUGAUAGUUUAAAGAAGUACUUAGAUUCUAUCAAUCUGGAUGAAAUGAGUUUCAAGGAUCAUUGUCAUGUACCAUAUCUAGUUAUCUUGUACAAAUUCUUAGAAAAGUGGAUUUUAGAGCACGGUACCUUACCAAAAGUUUAUAAAGAUAAACUGCAACUUAAAAAGAUGAUAAAAAAUGGCAUGAGACGCGAUGAACAAGAUUCGUCCAAUAGUGAAGAAAAUUUUGAAGAAGCUAUGAAGGCUGUGAAUAAAUGUAUAAGAGUGAGCGAUAUUCCUGAUAGCGUUAUGAAUAUUUUAAACGAUGAUCGUUGCAUUAAUUUAACCGCAAAGAGUAGCUCUUUCUGGAUUAUCGCAAAAGCAGUACGUGAUUUCGUUGAUAAUGAAGGAAAAGGAUUAUUACCACUUAAGGGUGCUUUACCCGACAUGACUGCGGACACUGAAAAAUAUGUUACACUUCAACAAAUAUAUCAUAAACAAGCAUCAGCAGAUGUGGAAGCUGUAUGGCGGCGUACUUUGCAGUUACUACGUCAACUGGGAAGACCAUCUGAUUCAAUUUUGGAGAAGGAUGUCAAAUUGUUCUGCAGACAUGCCGCUGACAUUCAUGUAGAAAACGGAACUUGUAUUGCAGAUGAAUACGAUCCUAAAGUUUUUGAUACAAAUAUCAUAGUUCAAAACUUAGAGAAUCCAGAGAGUAUGAUGAUUUAUUACGUUAUGCUUCGAGGAGUGGACAAAUUUCAAGCAGAGUACAAUUCAUAUCCAGGUGAAUUUGAUGAUCAAGUGGAACCUGACAUCGUAAAGCUUAAGACAUGCCUUACAAAAUUAUUAAGUGAAUGGGGAUGCGGACCACUAGCCAAGGAUGAUUAUGUGCAUGAAUUUUGCCGAUUUGGUGGUGCAGAAUUGCACUCCGUUUCAGCGUUUCUAGGUGGUCUUGCAGCACAGGAAACUAUCAAACUUAUAACGAAUCAAUAUAAAUCCAUUCAUAAUACCUUUAUUUACGACGCCGUUACGUCGAAUUCUGGAACAUUUUUUUUCUAAAAUAUAAAUUCUGUCAUAUGAAAAAAUAAUUAUAUUCAUUAA
Messenger RNA from Linepithema humile (Argentine ant), 1822 nucleotides. It is a transcript of the gene APP-BP1, whose product is annotated as Nedd8-activating enzyme E1 regulatory subunit APP-BP1. The record is from RefSeq and is a predicted model, not a curated record. Lineage: Eukaryota; Metazoa; Arthropoda; Insecta; Hymenoptera; Formicidae. Gene Ontology annotation, biological process: protein neddylation. Gene Ontology annotation, cellular component: cytoplasm. Gene Ontology annotation, molecular function: NEDD8 activating enzyme activity.